Messenger RNA from Linepithema humile (Argentine ant), 4459 nucleotides. The record is from RefSeq and is a predicted model, not a curated record. NCBI's taxonomy places the organism in Eukaryota, Metazoa, Arthropoda, Insecta, Hymenoptera, Formicidae.
CACUCCCUCGAGCGGCAUCUCGUCGAGCGUCUCCCCCGGGUUCCGCUGCCGACGACGGUGAUUUAGUACUAACUCUCUCUCGGGCCUAUCGCUUGCCAUAUUACCCUGUGGAUCGCCUACAACCAGCCAGGAUUCAUCCGACGACGACCCAAAGGAUAAACGCGCUGGGAUCGGAUCCACUUUAGCCGCACGCCAGCGGAAUGUGGGAGGAAAUUCGGGCGAAAAACAUCGGGGCGAGAGACGCGACGAAAGUUUCGAUCGGUCGAUGAUUUAGUGGAUAGGCAGUUUACAGUGCUCCCCGUGAUUCUUCCGACGCAGCUUCCCGCGUGUUCGUUCUCUGUCUCGCGAGAAAACCGGAGUACACUCGGGGUUAUGCAUUACGCGGUUAAAACAUGAGCGCGGGAUUGACUUGCGACGUACGAUGAUCGAGUGUUUCCCUCCGUGUGUUGGACUUGAGCAAGGUGAGAGAUUUUUGACAUUUUUAGAUAACGGCGGGAAAAAGGUGAUCUACAAAUGCAACGAUAGCCGAAUCGAGGAAGUGAAUUUUUGCGAUCUUUUUAAUGCUUCGAUUGUUUACAGUUUUGAUUAACUCAAUCAAUUUGACGAAAGUUAUCGAAAUUUGAAAAUCCGAUCCUGAUCGAAAUAUCCUGAUUCGAUCUAUUGCGUGUGUGUUAGACAUUUAUCAAAUGUUUGUCAAUUAUGUAAAUUGAAGAUGAACUCUGCGAAAGACCUUAAGACAAUUUUUAAAAAAUAUUUUUUUAAAUUUUUAUGCAAAGUUACAAAAUACGAAUACGAUAAGAUUUCGCAGUUGCAAAGACAAAGUCGACGAACAGCGUGUGUGUAAGAUGAGCGCAAAGGAAAGAAUACAGGAAUCUUUUCGAAAGAUAGCGAUAUUUCAUUGGCAGAAAUACAUACAAACGUUUUAUGGGGAUACAUAAAGGAAUUCAAAGAGCAUUGUAGUCAGACAGGAUAUUUCACUGUUCAACGGACUGCACACAACGGACAUCUUCAUUUUAUAUAUAAAAUCAUUGAUUUCCUCUUGUCGCUCCGCACUCAGAAUCCGAUAGCACGGCGUACUUUGAUUUAUUAAUAACCGAAUUCCAAUUCCAAUGCAAUUUUUCGCUUCGGUUCGCUGGCCGCGAUAAAGCUAUUGAGUAACAACCGACUCGAGAUAUUCUGAAGAUUAAUCAAUCAGUGCAGCUUCUUUAAUAUGAUCACAUACUUAAUUAGCAAAAAUGCACAAAGAUAAAUUUGACUUUGUGUAUAAUUAAAUUGGCAUAAUUUAGAAUGUAAUUUAUUAAAUACAUUCGAUUAAUCGCGUGCAAAUUCUAUAUUUAAGAAAUAUGCAUUAAGGAAGCAAUAGUCAAUAAUAAACAAUUCACAUCGUUGUCCGAAACGCACUUGUCUAUCGCACUUUUAAAUAUUGACGAUUUAAUUAUAUCACAAAAGAUGACGAAAGUGAAAUGACGAAGCGAGAAACACGGCGUGAGUAAAUACGACGAAAAUCGCCCUGGACAUCCUCAUGUUUUCUUAGUUCAUUCGCGCUGUGUGUACGCAACACGUGUCGGAAUAAAAAUAAAACGUCGAUGCUCUCUCUCCGUACGGUGCCGAAAAUUUUCGAGUUCACCGAGCUCACCUCGUUGAUUGUUCGGAUUGCACGUUGCGGCCUUAACUGCGCGGGAUAACUCGAUAGCGCCGCAUGAAACCUCAACGGCGAAACAUUAGAGCGAAAUAGACGAGUCGUUAAUUUCGAUAGAGCUUCGAUUCGCGUGUCUGACUCAUCAGUGAGAAGAAAAGCCAGAGAAGACGAACAUAAUCAAUUGCCAAAGUCGAUUCUUUGGGCGCGGAACACGGAACACGGACGAGAUGCUGUGACAACGAAAAAAAGCGAAGGAAGAAAGAAAGGAUGCCACAAGGAAGCAUUCAAUGGCAGGGGACGCAGAGAAGAGCCUGCGGACCUGGAGCUAAUUGGAACGUACAGGUGGUGAGAGGCAAGGUGACAACGCGGUGCUUGUGGCACGCCUGCAAAGCUCUCGGAAUUGGGCUGCUGCUAAUGCUUUUAGGAGCUUGCAUGGCGACCAUAGGAUAUUAUGCAGAUCAGUUGUCAGUCGCGCAAGAGAUCAGAGGUAAUGUCACGGUGAAUGUGAAGAACGAAUCGCGUGGAUUUCACCUAAACAACCUGAGCUACGCCGGCCCUGUCGUUAUGGGUCUAGGAGGUUUCAUUGUAGUAGCCGCCUGCGUGAUGACCUUCGAAGCACGUGACAGCGCGGCCAAGGUAGUACCAGCUCGCUAUCGCUUCAACCAAACUUCGACACUAAGAACUUCAAAGAAUCAACGUAACAGAAGAUCGACGUCGAGUCAAACAACGAAAUGGGACCAUCAGCUGGGCCUAUUUCGAGUGAACCGCAGUCCAAGUCCUAGCACGCACGAAGUCUCCAGGAAACAGCUGACGGCGGAAUUCAUGCAGUUCUCAAAAGAUCUGCAAGAGAAAGGAAUGGCACAUUCUAUAAAAAAGAGCCCGAGCGCGCCAACGUUAAUCGAUAAAAAGUCACCACGCCGAAGAUCGCCUAAAUAUGCGGGUUGCUCGCUACUAAAUCCGGAAUUGCUGCAACGUCACGCUCUCUCGGUCGACAAUCCGAGUUACAGCCCACAUCAGAUCAGCAGAGAAAGUUUGGAACAUCAAAAAAUGAACGGUAGCCAAGCGUCAAUGGCUAUGGAUUUGCAUAUUCCGAAUAAAGGUCCCGUUACGCUCAAAGUAAAAGAUCGAUCCGACACAGCGAGACGUCACCAGCUACUUCGUCAGACAAAAGUGGAAGAUGUCGAGGAAGUUGACGAAGCUGCGCGACCACCACCGACUCUCGUUUAUUCGCCUAAAUUACCAGGUGCCUAUUGCAGAUAUCCAGACGAUUUUGUGCCAAGAAAGAGAAAUUCGAUAGACUUGAGAUUGUUGGAAGAAUUGACGGCGGUAUCAAAGGAGCUCAGUAAGACCUCACCGCGAGACUUCCGAAAGAUCUCGUCGCCAAACUUCCGUAAAAUGUCCUUCGACAGAAUAGGCGGUGAUCGUCGCGACAGAACAAUGGGACAUCGAAAAGCUAGCCUCGAAUUCAAAAGGAGCCCUGAUUUUCGAAGAGGAGACUACAGGAAGCUCUCGGUAGACAGGUUCAGCGUGGAUUGUACUCGGUAUAUGCUCGACGAAAUGGAAAUGAGAUCACGGACGAACAGCGGGGAGAAUUUGCGAAGACCACGUCAUGCUAAACUACACCAUUCCAGGUCGGACGACAACAGGAGACGAUCUUUCGACCGGCAUCCGAAGGAUUCUCAGUCGAGUCGACACUCAUUGAAUACUCAGGCUGUCAUGGAGGGUUCCGGAUCCGAAUGUGAGCCAAAGUACUUCACGACGGUAUCUCUCGACACCGAAGAGAGCCGCGCUGACAAUUCCGAUGAGAGUCACGUAAUAGAUAUCGAAGACGCAAAUUCAGGCGGUUUAUCAUCCGACGGACCUAUCGAAGCCGACAUGCUCCUCGAAGAACCGGAACUCGAAAACGUCAUCGAGAUUGAUGUAGAAAGCUCGGGGGAUGAUCUCGACGAAACGUAUGGAUCACACAAAUCGAGCGAGAAGACCGACACGACGGUCUUAAGACAAAAUCCCGUAAUUAUCGCCGAGGACGUGGACGCACAAACAAUUGUCGAAAAAACGGCAACAAAUUCGGGACAAAUUGAAAAAUACGAAACGACUCUGUAUAUAGAAGACGAUGAAGUGUGAAGAGUGUGUGUGUGCGUGUAUAUGUGUACGUAAAAAGAAAUCCUUGAGAAUCAAUGGAUCAAUGCUAUACAAAAUGACGACGCAUUUGCAAAAUAUAGAGAAAUUUAUGGUGUUCAACACUGCUGGCAAUAUUUCUUUGCAAAUGUGAGCAGGUUAUACAAAUGAUGAUUGUUCAGCGAUAAUUGUCGAUUGCGAUUGUCUUUGAAUGCGACGUUUUACGCGCUUUAUGAAACAACUGCUCAACGAUAUAAAAUUUAACAAAUGGCGUGAAUAAUAACGAGAUCAUGUACGAAUUGCGUUUUGUAACGAGACAAUCAUUUUUUAUCGGCAUCUCGCGUCGCCUUUCACACAAAGGUAACGAGUAUGUAAUGUUUGCCACAUUAAUGACAAAUAAUUGUUACACACAAAUUUUGACGUAGCGCAUAGACGGUAAUAGACCUAACAUAAAGUAAGACUGGUUGAUGCAAACGUUAUCGAUCAUACCAAAGAGGUUUUUGUACUUGCAAUGGGAAAAAUGUAACGUACACUUGUAAAUAUUCUUACUAAUUUGUUCGCAAAAGUUCAUUGAUGUGUCAAAUGUGACGGUCAGAAGAAUACAUAACGCAAUGCAAAUCUUGUACGGUAGAACACAAUGAUAUACAUAUAUUAAAAUACAGGGUGUCCCAGGCGCGCUUAUCUUCCCUGAAUAUUGCAAUA